This is a messenger RNA of Cuculus canorus (common cuckoo), 1072 nucleotides long. It is a transcript of the gene DLX1, whose product is annotated as distal-less homeobox 1. Gene Ontology annotation, molecular function: RNA polymerase II cis-regulatory region sequence-specific DNA binding; DNA-binding transcription factor activity, RNA polymerase II-specific. Lineage: Eukaryota; Metazoa; Chordata; Aves; Cuculiformes; Cuculidae. The record is from RefSeq and is a predicted model, not a curated record. Gene Ontology annotation, biological process: negative regulation of transcription by RNA polymerase II; cell differentiation; embryo development. The transcript is spliced from 3 exons. Bases 201 to 968 code for a protein of 255 amino acids.
GUCAAAGCUUUUAGGCGAGUUUGUGUAGAUCUACAGCAUCAUGCUUAGACUUUUCAAAGAGACAAACUCCAUUUUCUUAUGAAUGGAAAGUGAAAAACCCUGUUCCGCUUAAAUUGGGUUCUUUCCUGUCCUGAGAAACACAACAGACCCCAAAAAGGCAAGCUGAAGAGAGAACACACACACAGACCAAGCGACAAGAAAUGACCAUGACUACCAUGCCAGAGAGUCUAAAUAGCCCCGUCUCAGGGAAGGCUGUCUUUAUGGAGUUUGGGCCGCCCAGCCAGCAAAUGUCUCCUUCUCCCAUGUCCCACGGACACUAUUCCAUGCACUGUUUACACUCCGCGGGCCACUCUCAGCCUGACAGCUCGUACAGCACAGCUUCGUCCUUCUCCCGACCGCUGGGCUACCCCUAUGUGAACUCGGUCAGCAGCCACUCGACCAACCCCUACAUCAGUUCAGUGCAGUCCUACCCCAACAGCUCCAGCCUGACUCAGACCCGGUUAGAGGAGACAGGGGCCGAAUCGGAGAAAAGCACUGUGGUAGAAGGAGGGGAAGUUCGCUUUAAUGGGAAAGGGAAAAAAAUCCGCAAACCCAGGACUAUUUAUUCCAGUUUGCAGCUGCAGGCUUUGAACAGGAGGUUCCAGCAAACUCAGUACCUGGCUCUCCCCGAAAGAGCCGAACUCGCAGCAUCUCUGGGACUCACCCAGACCCAGGUGAAGAUUUGGUUUCAGAACAAGCGCUCCAAAUUCAAGAAGCUGAUGAAGCAAGGAGGGGCCGCCCUGGAGAGCAGCGCCUUGAGCAACGGCAGGGCUCUCUCGGGCAGCUCGCCACCCGUGCCCCCGGUGUGGAACACCACCUCCGCCUCCGGUAAGGCCUCCUCGGGGACCCCGGGCACCUACAUCCCCAGCUACACGUCGUGGUAUCCUUCAGCCCACCAAGAAGCUAUGCAGCAGCCACAGCUGAUGUGAUGAUAAACCCGUUUUCCCCCACCGCAAGCACUAACGGUUCCGAAAAGUAUUAAAAUUAUUACGAGGGAAAAAAAAAAAAAAAAAGAAAAAAAAAAGGAAGAAAU